Leptosia nina is the source of this 4728-nucleotide messenger RNA. The record is from the annotation of a GenBank genome assembly. NCBI's taxonomy places the organism in Eukaryota, Metazoa, Arthropoda, Insecta, Lepidoptera, Pieridae.
AUGGCAGCGCACCAAGAAUCUAUACACGAGCGUCUCCAGCCCGAAGAACCCAUCUACCUCCAUGGAGCCUCCUGGCCGGAGACCAAUGAGAACCAGGAGGAGCACAGCACGGACAUGUCGCCCUACUACAAUAUGCCAAAAAGAAAUAAGAGGAAAAACUUCAAACCGCGAUGUGCACCGAACGCGACCAACUUCUCUGACGAAUCGGAACACUGUGAUAUUGAGGGCCCCGUAAAUGGGGAUAGAUCCCCGGAAGAAGAUAACUAUUCGAAAAUAGAAGUGAAAAACUUCAGUUUACUCAAAUCAGGCGCUGUCGACCUAAGCAGGCGAUUGAGUACAGAUUCAAACGAAAACAUAGAUUCUAAUUACGAGAAUAGAUUAGAUGAUAAAAAAGCUGAUAGUUUUCAGCGAUCUUAUAUACAUAGCUUAUCACUUAACGACAGUGAUAGGGACCGGACCGUUAUAAACUUUAGCAAUUUACAAAACAAAACGUUCUGUGCCAAGAAUCCGUUCGCGAUAUCACAGUUAAUUAAAACGAAUUCACCACCAAGAAGAAGGGAUUCCGAUUCUGAUGAAAACAAGGAUAUCAACAGCAAUGAAAGGGAAACACAGGAAGAAGCUGAGAGUCAGCAAAAUGGGGAAACGGCGAAUAGAAUUUUACGGGACUAUGCAAUGAAUACAAUGAAGGAGUUAUUGGGUAUUUAUGGUUUAUCGUCUAAUGAAGUAGCGGAUGCUAUAAGCGGACAAAUUCGAGCGUUGGAAGCUCUUCAAGGGAAACCAUUCACUCAACUGCCGUUAAGCCUUAAGAGACGCCAUGAUUCCGGAGAUGGAAAUGAGAGAAGUACGAGGAGAUCUUCUUCAGCCACUGAGGAUGAAAGCUCCACGAACAUAACACCACCAAAAACUCCAGAUAAUGACAUUGAAGCUCAAAGGCAAAGAGCUCUACAAAUAAUAAACCAACAAUCAAUGAGAUUGUUCAAAAGUCAAAACCAAGAUGAGGAAGGUAGCGGUUCUGAUGAUGGAGACCAGACCUUGGAUUUGAGUGUAUCCAGGGAUACUGACGGACAGGAACAAUCGACAACCUCCAGCGCUGGAAAUAGUGUGACAGAGUUUGAACAACAAAACAUGUUGAUGAGAAAGAAUUUAGAAGAUCUUGCUAACUUGCAAAUGCAGGGUUUCUUCCAAAAACAAUCCAUGAUGGACGCUGAUGACUCACAAGAGAGGAAAUUGCAGGCCAGUGGUUUGCUGUCAGCUUUGAAUCAUUUGGAUCAAGCAAGGAAGAACUCUCUACAAUCCAACGUCGACUACUCUCGUUAUGUAAAAAGAUAUAGUUCAACACUAGAAUGUGGAUCGUCAUACUGCAAGGAUCUGGGCUACCGAGAGCAUUUCCACUGCAUGGACUGCACAGCCAGGGUCUUUUGCAAGAAGGAAGAGAUGAUUAGACAUUUUAAGUGGCACAAGAAACGCGACGAAUCUCUUGCGCACGGCUUCAUGAGGUAUUCUCCUCUCGACGAUUGUUCAGAGCGGUUCUCAGACUGUCCUCAUAAUCGUAGUCAAACCCACUACCACUGCAUCCAAGAUGGGUGUGAUAAGGUGUACAUUUCGACUUCAGAUGUACAAAUGCACGCGAACUACCAUCGAAAGGACUCGGCGAUCCUCCAGGAGGGUUUCCAGAGGUUUCGUGCUACUGAAAGCUGUGCCGCGCCGCAUUGUAUCUUCGCUGGCCAGCGGACCACGCAUUUCCAUUGCAGACGGCCUGGAUGCACCUAUACCUUCAAGAACAAGGCAGAUAUGGAAAAGCACAAGACCUACCACAUCAAAGACGAAGCUCUCUCGAAGGAUGGCUUCAAGAAGUACAUGAAAAACGAGGCGUGUCCGUUCCGCGAAUGUCGCUUCAGCAGGACCUGCAACCACAUCCACUGCAUCAGACCACACUGCAACUACGUGCUACACUCCAGCAGCCAAAUCUUCACGCACAAACGGAAGCACGAGAGGAAGGAACAAGAAAUGAACUUUGGAUUACCAACAUCGGUUAUUCAAAGCGCACUGAUGCAGCAGGGAGCUGAUUUGAGCAUGUACUCCCCAACUGCUAAUCUGCAGAUUGAGGAUGAUUUGUCAGGAAUGGAUGGAGACUACCCUCAUUCCUAUAAUCCUGCAGUAAUUGAGGAGUUGUGCCGAAAGUAUAUAGAAACCUUUACUGGUGGGAAAGAGGCAGAAGACAAAUGUACCAAAUGCAGCGCUCUUAACAAACAUUAUCACUGCUUAGCUGAAGGAUGCAAGAUGGCUCACAGUUGCCACAACACAAUGGUGAAGCAUGUACUCGAACACGAACAGCAGAACCAAGUGACAGAGGCUUACUUUGUUACUUACACUCGAAACAACCCAUGCUCAAACUCUGCUUGUCAACACAUUCGAGACAUUACCCACUAUCACUGUACCUGGGAAAAUUGUGGAGCUGUCAUUCUAUCAUCAGAAGAACAGCCCUUCAGACGUCUAGAGCAUCACAGGCAGCAUGCAAUUUUGAGCCCCAUGUCCCCGAAUUUAGCGGCUAGGUUCGCUCCAAACUUUACACCUCAAUUAUCCGCCCAGUUACAUCCAAAUGUAGCUGCUCAACUUCAAGUGCCGAGUCUACCAAAUCUGCCGCCAAACUUGGCGCAAUUGGCUCAAAUGGCACCAAAUCUUGGCCCGCAGCUACCGAACUUACAAGCUCAAUUGAAUCUCGGAGCUAGCCCAGUACAACAACACGUGAACCCGUCAAGUUCUUUAGAUGAAAUGUUUAGCAGGAAACGAGGAAGACCACCAAAGAAUCGUGUCGUUGAAGUUUGGACAGACAAUGUAACACCACAGGCUAUAUUCACGUCUUUCAAAUUGCCAAAGAGCAACCAAAUGCCACCAGCGAUCCAUUCACCAGUUAUAACAACAGUCGAAGAGUUCCCUCGCAUCCGCUUCCAGCAUUUCGAAGUAUUUACAUCACCAGACAUCUGUAGCCAAUAUUAUGCGAAUUGUCCCCUGCGUCAUACCAGAUUGCACCUACACUGCUUUAACUGCAGCUUUACUGGUGAAACCCACGUUACCAUGGAAACCCAUAUGAGAGAAUCACACUCCAUAUCGCCACUUCUAGAAGGCUUCGACUACUUUUCAUCUUACGAACACUGCGGCGGGAAAAGCUGUUUCAAAAACCAGCUGCGCAAUCAUUUUCAUUGUGCGCAAGGCAACAAUUGCCCAGCAAUUCUAACGCAAUAUUCAGCACUAGCCACUCACAAACACGGUAGAGGUACUCCCAUUAAAUGUGAAGAGGAGAAGCAGUUCGAAGAAGCCAAAGACUAUUCGACUAAAGAGAGAGCGUCUGCGGAUAGCGUUGGAUCUAUAAAGGAAGAAUUUACACCAAACUUCGUUAUCAAGAACGAAUUUGAAAAUCAGGAUAAUGUUUCAGUAGUAAAAGCGGCAGGAACCUUCUAUCCAUCAUCACACCUCCGCAGCAACACAUCGUCUCCCAGAAGCAUUUACGACGCAUCUCCGUCCAAAGACAAACGCCUUGAAAAGGAAAAGCCAGGCCCGACUAUUCCACCGUCCUGCCACGAUCAGUCCUGUCCGCUGAAUAAAUCUGGUGGUAUGAACCUUCACUACCACUGCCCGCAUUGUGGACAAGCUUAUGUGGACCUGAAGUUACUCUUUAGCCACAUGGUGAAGAAACACAGUAAUGUCAUAGAAACUGGACCGAUCGGACUUGCUGCCACUAAGGAGACACUGGAACGAGAAUACCCAGAAAUAUCUAUCUUACCGUCAACAGCUACAUCAUCAACUGCGCCUCAGGUGCCUUCUCCCAGUCAGAGACCACCAAAUCCCGCUGAACAGGUGCAGGCAGUUCAGAGUUUGUUAUUACAGCAGUAUCUCUCAGGGGGUCGCAAAGGAAGCUUGCAAGAACAGCUUAAGAUGCAACAACAGUACACUGCAUCAUUGGGUCUGCCUGGGCUGGCUCUGUUCUCUCAAGGUGGUUCUCCCUUCCCCAUGUAUCCUCCAAUGAUGUACCCUCCAGAAUUGCUUCUCGAACAAAGUCUACUGCAGACGCAUGGAUUACCACCAGGUCUGGAUAAAGAAGCUGAACUUAUAGCUAAAUCACGCAGUACCGGCGCAAGAGGUCCGCACAUGCGGGUCUUGAAGGAUGAACCCAUACCGGAAGGUUACUUGAGGUUCAGAUUCAAUGAAGAUUGCGCUUAUCAGCAAUGUGGAUACAGAGAACAUCAAACCCACUUCCACUGCACCCGAAAAGAUUGUGGAUACUCCUUCUGUGAUAAGACCAGAUUCGUUCAACACACAGCCCGACAUGAGAGAUUGGAUACUCUCAUGGGCGGAGACUUCCAACAGUACCGCGCUAAUGUCUACUGUCAGCGACCAGAAUGUCCACAUGCGUCCACAUUUGGAACAGGUCAAAACAAAGCCUCCCACUUCCAUUGUCUCAAGUGCGACUUCACUUGUACGGACACAAAUAAGGUGGUGGCGCAUCGGCGACAACACCAGAAACUUGACUCCAUCCAGGCAGCUGGGUUCGAGAAGUUCCCGCCAAGCAAAAGUUGCGGGUACGAACCACAGUGCAUUCACAGCAAGAAGCAAACCCACUACCACUGUCUCCAAUGCGGCUUUGCUGUUCUCGGCCUAUCUCAAAUGACGUCACACAAAUACAAGCACCAGGAAGCGAACCUUGGCCCGUCUACCAGUGCCCUCAACUGA